GCAUUCGGCCGCAGCGGCCAGAAAAAUUGAAACUAUAUCCAGAUUUAAAUUUAUAUCGGUUCCGUUUUCUUGCAACGUGAAUACAAGUUUCGGCUCGAAGGUCUGAAGUUGGUUACACUUCAAGUGCCGGACCCUGUAAUCAUCUCUCAUGACAUUCACAAUAGCGUUAUGAUUCUCGGUUUAUGAAAAAAAAAAAAACAAAUAGUGAAACAGUUUCAUCAAAAGUGCCAAAAUUGAGAAAUGAAAUUACACUGCAGAAGAUCAUUGUUCGUGUGUUUGGUUAUACUAGUGAUACUAGUUGGGGACGCUAUGGCAAGACGUGGCCGUGCUCGUGGGCGCACCAAAUCAAGGAUGCAAAUCGGAUUGCCAAUUACAGGAAAAUACCGAGAUCCGGAAUCUGACCAAUACUAUAAUAAUAAUAAUGGCGCCAAAAUAACACUGGCAUCACACUUCGAUUAUGAAUAUGUUCUCGGUCAUAAAAUAGCAUUUUUGUGUGUUGCAAGAGGAACUCCUCGACCAACGAUCACUUGGUUCAAAGAUGGGGUGGAAAUCUUCAGUCAUCUUUAUUUACACGUCCACGAAUGGUACAUCGGGAAGGACAAAGUCAAAUCCAAAAUAGAGAUUGAUCCUGCUACGCAGAUGGACGCCGGUGUGUACGAGUGUACCGCAGACAACAUGUACUCGAUCGACCGAAGAAGUUUCAAGACGGAUUUCUCGAUUGCUUUCGAUUAAUGUUGUACCAAAGCUGUGAACUGUGUUUUAGUAUAGGGUUUGAUAACUAUUUUGUUCAGUUAAAACAUUCGGUUUUAUUACAUCACCUCAUAGAAAGAUUGCAGCUCAGUCUUGAGCUAUAGUGUUAUGUUGUGAACAAAUAUUCAAUGAUUGUUUAAAAAUAUAUAAAAAAAACAGAA
Molecule: messenger RNA, 911 nt
Organism: Malaya genurostris
Lineage: Eukaryota; Metazoa; Arthropoda; Insecta; Diptera; Culicidae
Product: immunoglobulin domain-containing protein oig-4-like
Exons: 5
Coding region: 241-732 (163 amino acids)
Source: RefSeq, a predicted model, not a curated record